CGGAUUGGCUGUUGGUGGGGUCGCGAGCGCAGUGGGAGAAGCGGGUGAGAGCGCGGCUGAGCGUGGCAGUGGUGACGGUAGCUGCUGAGCCUGUCGGGCUGCCCGCGGCCCGUCGGGGCGGGAGCGGCGCGUGAGGGGAGAGCGGCAGCCGGAGCCUCGCCGGUGUACGUCGCCUUCAGAGCGGUGAGCCCUGGCGGCGGGAAGUGGGGUCAGAAGGACUAUGGAACCUCUGCAGCCCUGUAGAUUUGGAAGGCUUAAAUCCAGAUUUGGAAGAACCCUUUCCAGUCCAGAUGAUUCGCUGGUUUAAGAGCUUAAUGAGGAUGAUUUUUGAACAAGUUGGACUUAACAUGGAAUCAGUACUUUGGUCAAGCAAGCCUUAUGGUUCAUCUCGGAGUAUUGUGAGAAAAAUUGGUACUAACCUCUCUCUAAUACAGUGUCCAAGAGUUCAGUUUCAGCUCACUUCUCAAGCCACAGAAGGAAAUCAUCCUCAUCAAUUUAGAGAAGAUGCAGUGGCUUCUUUUGCAGAUGUGGGAUGGGUUGCUCAAGAGGAAGGUGAAGUCUCUACAAGGCUCAGGUCAGAAGUGUGGUCAAAAACAGCCCAGCCCCUUUCAGGUGAACUACAUGGAAAUUCCCUAGGCAGACCAGACUCCAUACCAAAUGUGUUACACGAAGAACCAGCACCCAGAAGCACAGUAAUUGCAAAUGAAGAAGCUCUGCAGAAGAUCAGUGCUCUGGAAAAUGAACUUGCCACUUUAAGAGCACAAAUAGCCAAAAUUGUUAUCUUGCAAGAACAACAGAAUCUAACAGCAGCUGGGCUAAGCCCUGUUGCCUCGGCUGCUGUUCCUGGUGUGCCACCACCGCCGCCACCUCCUCCCCCUCCACCGCUCCCUCCCCCAGCUCCGCAGCAAAGCAUUUCUGCCAUUGAGCUCAUCAGAGAACGGAAACACAGAAAAGCAAACUCUGGACAGAUUCCGACAGAAAAUGGGCCGAAGAAGCCUGAAAUACCAAACAUGCUAGAAAUCCUCAAAGACAUGAACAGUGUGAAACUACGCUCGGUGAAAAAGUCACCAGGAGAUACAAAACCAAAAGCAGCUGACCCCACAGAUCCUGCAGCCUUAAUAGCAGAAGCACUCAAGAAGAAGUUUGCUUACCGAUACCGAAGGGAUAGCCAAAGUGAAACUGAAAAAGUAAUUCCCAAGACUGAAACUAAGACAAAGACUGAAGUGGUGCUGUUUGGACCGCACAUGCUGAAGUCUACAGGAAAAAUGAAGACUUUAAUUGAAAAAUCUUAAUGUUCCGAGAUCACUACAUGAAAGACCGUCAAGCUGCUUUGUCUGAAGUCUCCUGUGUUGCAAAUAGCAUUAGGACCAAGUGGUCUUACGCAAAGCUGAAGAAAACUGAUGUGGAACUAAACAUGAAGUUUGAGGUGCAUGUUUGCAUGUGAUUUACCACAAGGAAUAAAUUCGACCUUAUACUCAGGUAUUAAUUUUGUAUUCAAACCUGGCUUUCUAUAUAGAUUUACAUGUUGGUUUUUGUUCAGUAACACUGUUAUCUCUACGACAUUCCUUGUGUAUAACUGCCUGCCUUAAAACAUUGUGUACAUGUUAAUAAUGACGGCGAUAUACCCUUACGUUAAUCACUCAUUUGAGCUCUAAUGGUAACUUGCACUACCGUGUUUACUUUGAUACUGACUUUUUCCAUGUCAGUGUUUCUUUUAAACUUCAUUUUAGGAAUUUUUUUAGUCCCCCUCCCCCAAAAAACUGAGUACAGCUGCUUCAUUCUGAAUCAAAAAACUGAAAUCUGCUGCAGAAGUCACUUGGUGUGAGAUUUUUAGUAGCAGCACAGAGUUGCAGUGGUAAGAUAGCAGUACUUACCAUCUUGUGGCCAGCAUACAGAGUGCUGUGCUGUAGGGCCCUCAAUGCUGGUAUUGCAGCAAACCUGAACUACACAGGAGGUAGCAGCAAAGUGAAAGGAUUACUGUCAGAGCACGUGUUAGCCAGAGCAGCAGUGGUGUAGAUAAAAAGGCAGAAAAUACCAGGGGGUGCAAGUUGCCAAAAGUAUAUCGCUCAUCUCAGCUGUGCUAAGAGAUGGUUACAGACACCUUUCAUUCCCAGCUGGGUAGGCUUUGAGUUGUUGGGGACUGCACAAGCCCUCGUGGUCCUCUUUGCAGGAAGCCACGAUUGAAGUUGUUCACAUAAUGUGUUUUCAGGGGAAGUCCUUCGCAGAUUUCCCAUAGCAAUUCUUUGCUGCCAGACCCGCACAGAGCUGGUUUGCUGACCAAUUCUCUUGCCUCUGUCUACAAACGUGCAGGGCUGAAGCUAGAACCAGAACUCAGAUUGAGAAAAGCUGUUCUGCAACCAGCUGUAACUGCUGCACACCUAAGGGAAGCCAGGGUUUGCUCUGACUGCAGCUGGGCUCAGACGAGCCAGGUGUGGCUAUUCCAUAGUCUGCCAUACUCAAACAAGUACAAGUGCCUUUUAGAGCUGCUGUUCUCUAGGAAAAGAGAAACAGAGCACACUGGAAGUAAAAACAAGUGAAUGGUGCUGGGAGGUUACUGAUGAUGACUGAGGCUUUGCUGCUGCUUGUAACUGGGAUGUAGAUUGUACGAUCAAGGAGGAUGUCUUCUGGUGUGAAACUUGAAAUGAUGUUAAUAUGUACACAAUAUAAAUUCUUUUCAGAAUGCUCUGCCAUCAGUUUUACUGAUAGGCCAUUAAAUCUUCAUGUUCUUUUAAAUGUCUUUACAACACUUUUUGAAAAGUUAAUUUUGGGUGUUUUGUAUUUAAUGCUCUAUUACCAUUAUAUAAAAUUAAAAGCAUUUAAAAUAAA
Messenger RNA from Meleagris gallopavo (turkey), 2826 nucleotides. RefSeq names its product mitochondrial fission regulator 1 (gene MTFR1). Lineage: Eukaryota; Metazoa; Chordata; Aves; Galliformes; Phasianidae. The record is from RefSeq and is a predicted model, not a curated record. Gene Ontology annotation, cellular component: mitochondrion. Gene Ontology annotation, biological process: aerobic respiration; mitochondrial fission.